Molecule: messenger RNA, 1506 nt
Organism: Fulvia fulva
Lineage: Eukaryota; Fungi; Ascomycota; Dothideomycetes; Mycosphaerellales; Mycosphaerellaceae
Exons: 2
Coding region: 1-1506 (501 amino acids)
Biological process (GO): transmembrane transport
Cellular component (GO): plasma membrane
Molecular function (GO): transmembrane transporter activity
Source: RefSeq, a predicted model, not a curated record
AUGAAGCUCCCAUGGCAAAACGAGAAGCAGACAUCGCCGGCAUCAUCUGUUGAGGCACCAGAAGCAGCGUAUGCGACAGACUCGGUGGCGCAUGGCUACGACGAUGACCUCCACGUCCAGUGUCCGCCACACACCACCGAGCGCAAGCUGGUGACCAAGAUUGACCUCCAUGUCAUUCCCUUCCUCUGCAUCCUCUACCUUCUGGCAUUUCUGGACCGCGUCAACAUCGCCAAUGCCAACGUCGCGGGUCUUUCCAGGGAGCUCGGCCUCGAAAAUCACGAGUACAAUGUCGCGCUUGUGAUUUUCUUUGUGCCCUACAUCCUCUUCGAGAUCCCAAGCAACAUCCUGCUCAAGAAGUUCAAGCCCAAUGUGUGGCUGAGUCUCAACAUGUUCUUGUUCGGCUUCGUCACAAUCAUGCAGGGCAUCGUCACGAGCUACUCAGGGCUGCUCACCACCAGAUUCUUCCUCGGACUCUUCGAGACUGGCAUGUUCCCGGGCUGCUUUUACCUGAUUGGCAUGUGGUAUCGCAGACACGAAGCGCAGAAGCGCUAUACCUUCUUCUUCAGCUCCACCACUCUGGCAGGUGCUUUCGGUGGACUUCUGGCGGCAGCUAUCACGAAGAUGGAUGGAGUGGCGAACUACGCGGGUUGGCGAUGGAUCUUCAUCCUUGAAGGUCUGUUGACCGUUGUGGUUUCCUGCGCCUUUUUCUUCCUCAUCCCAAGCUUCCCUGAAGAAGCCAAGUGGCUUGGCGACGAUGAGAAAGCGUACGUUGCUGCUCGCCUCCGCAAAGACCAGGGCAAAUCAGCAGUCGAGCGGUCGAUUGGCUUCAAGGACGUUGCCCAGGUGUUCAAGGACUACAAGGUCAUCGUCGCUGGCUUCAUGUACUUUGGGCUGAUCGUGCCAGCUUACGGCUAUGCGUACUUCGCUCCAGGCAUCAUCCAGACUUACGGCUACAGCCCGGUCCAGACGCAGCUGCACUCUGUCCCACCUUGGGCGGCCGCGUUUGGUUGGGCAAUGGUGUUAGCUGCAAUUUCGGACGCCUCAAGACACCGCUUCGCAUAUGCUGUGUUCAGCAUUUGUGUCGGCAUUGCAGGCUUCGCUAUACUGAUCUCGGUCCAUGAAAAUAACACCGUUCAAUAUGCAGCACUCUUCUUGGUCACUAUGGGGACCUAUGGUGCCAUGCCAAUCAUUGUGUGCUGGUUUAACAUGAAUCUGGGGGGCCACCAUCGUCGAUCAGUGGGAAGCGCUUGGCAAGUCGGGUUCGGUAACAUUGGCGGUAUCAUCGCCGUGUUCGCCUUCUUGCCGGACGACAAGCCGAAAUACAUUCCUGGGUACUCGAUCUGCAUCGCCUUCACCAUCUUGAGCAUUAUCGCAUGCAUCAUCUACGGCAUCGCUUGCUUGAGUGAGAACAGGCAGCGAGACAAGAUGGCGCAUAACAUUGGCCUGACGGAGUCUGAGAAGACGGAGCUGGGCGAUAAGUCACCAGACUAUAGGUAUCUGCUUUAA